Carassius auratus (goldfish) is the source of this 3147-nucleotide messenger RNA. RefSeq lists its product as uncharacterized. NCBI's taxonomy places the organism in Eukaryota, Metazoa, Chordata, Actinopteri, Cypriniformes, Cyprinidae. The transcript is spliced from 2 exons. Bases 661 to 1857 code for a protein of 398 amino acids. Gene Ontology annotation, molecular function: nucleic acid binding; zinc ion binding. The record is from RefSeq and is a predicted model, not a curated record.
UUAAUUUAAACAUUAGUUUGCUCUCUCCCUGUCUGUGUUUGUUCCAGACAGAUUUCAGUCUGUGUUAGUAGUGGGGAAAAGUUUUUAAAGUGACUGUGAGGGACCGAGAAGCCAAGAACAAGGAACACAAGCGUUGCGCAACAAAUGGGUCUUUAUUUGAACCCCAAAACAAAAUAACUUUACACACUUACAACAAAAAUAAACAAACAGAAACCGAGAUCAAAACAAUUGGACAAAAACCAAACAAACAAACUAAAACUGACCUGCUCAAAUGAACAAAGCAACAGUUUAUAAAGGAAGGGAUGGGCCCAUUACAAAUUAAGAGGGGAAACAAUUUAACUUUACAUACAACAUAUAACCUUACAUAAAUCAAAAUCAAAUCAAACAGAGAUACAUUGUAAAUAAAGAUAAGGAAAGCAAAAUGUAAUCAAAUAUCAUAAAUGUACAACUAAAUAAAUCAAUUAAUAAACACAUCAACGUUCCUUCCUCCCCCCGGAAACUCCCAGUGAAUGGUACGUCCAGACGGAACCAAUAAGCUUAAAUAUGGUGUUCCUGCCAGACUCUUGUUUUUGAGACGUUGGAGGCAGAAGGCGGGCUUGCGACAUCCGAUCUGACAGUGGAUUGGCGGUUGGCAACAGCUAGACUGUGACUGGGCAGGAGAUGGCGGAAGGAAGUGAGGGGACAGGAAGUGAGAUGGGAUUUGAAGAAGAAGGCGGGAGAGAUAGGAAUGUUUGGAAUGUUAUGAGGUCAAGAAAACGGAAAAAAAAGGAGAAAGCAGUACCUAAUAUAGAUGAAACAGAUAGUGAGCAAAGUGUGACAAUAGCAAAUAAACAACAAGAGGAAGAAUAUAAAGUGAUCAUGAAACUAUCUCAGGAGGGGUCAUCGUUUGGUGAGUGGAAUCCGAUUCAGUUAACAAAGUCGAUAAACAAAUUGUUAGGCGAGGUUAAAAAUGCAAAAGUAUUGAGAAGUGGAGCGCUGCUGAUUUUUUGUAGGAAUAAAACACAACAAGAGAAAGCCAUAGAACUGAACAGAAUGGAUGGCAAGAGAAUAAAGUGUAUCUUGACUGGAAACAAGGCGUUGAUUCGAGGGGUUAUCACAGGAAUACCGAUAAAUGUCGCAGAAGAUCAAAUCAGAGACAAUGUAACAGGGGCAAAAGUGCUGGAGAUAAAACGCCUUAGAACAACCAGAAAUGGGGAAAAGUGCAAUAGCCUGUCUGUAAUGAUUAAGUUUGAUGAAGAAAAACUUCCAAGUAAGAUAUAUAUAGGCUACAUGAGCUAUGAGGUCAGGCCAUACAUCCCUCCCCCACUGAGAUGUUAUAAGUGCCAAAGAUACGGCCAUGUAGCAGCAGUGUGUAAAGGUAAACAAAGAUGCGGUAGGUGUUCAGGCGAGCAUGAGUAUGGGGAAUGUGGAGAAGGAGUAAAGCUGAAAUGCUGUAACUGUGGAGGGGAGCACAGUUCAGCGUACCGUGGAUGUGAAGCCAGCAAGAGGGCAAUGGAGGUGCAGCGAGUGAGAUCGCUGCAAGGAAUAACUUACGCAGAAGCUGUAAAGAAAGUAUCUAAGGAAAAAGAAGCCUACAAACCAGAUCUCAAAGAAAAUAAAAGUGUAUCUUGUGGGAAAUGUGAGACAAUUGAGGCAAAGGAGGAUUUGUUAGUUAUGGGCAAAAAUGAAUUUGUGUUGUUUAUGGUUGAGGUGAUAAACUGCUCGGCACAGACAGACAGGAAGACAGAAAAGAUCAAAAUAAUAGUUAAGUCAGCAGAAAAAUAUCUAGGAAUAAAAGGGCUUAGCUGUGAGGUAGUGGAAGAAAUGAUAGUGGCAGGAAGUACAAGCUCGCAGACAUGGGUUGGUGGCUCUUUAUGAUAUUAACUAUUUUGCAAUGGAAUUCCAGAAGCCUAAUAGCAAAUGGACAGGAAUUCAAGAGUUAUGUAUCAGAUUUAACAGAUCGACCUCAUGUAAUAUGUGUGCAAGAAACAUGGUUAAAACCACAAUUGGACUUUGUUUUGUAUGGAUAUACGUCAAUUAGGAGAGAUAGAGAAACAGGAAAAGGUGGAGGUGUAGCAACUUUUGUUAAAAGUGGGGUAAGAUAUAAUGUUAUUAGUGAAGGAAAAGAGCAUGAAUCUGUUGUAAUUGAAGUAUGGUCAGGGCAAGACAGUAUAAAAAUUGUCAAUUUUUACAACCCUUGCAAUAAAUUAAGUACUGAUAUGUUGGAAUUAGUUUGUGGAUCAAUGCAGGGGAAAAUAAUGGUAUGUGGGGAUUUUAAUGCACACAGUACAUUGUGGGGAAGUAAAAAUACAGAUAUAAAUGGAUUAGAAGUAGAGAAAUUUAUAGAUGAUAAGGAGUUGGUGUGUAUUAAUGAUGGAAAGGGCACACGGUAUAAUAGUGCAAGUAAUACAGAAAGUGCUAUUGAUCUAACACUAGUAUCAAUUGAAAUUGCAGGAAUUAGUGCAUGGGAAGUAAAAGGUAGGUCAACAGUGGGUAGUGAUCACUACCCAAUAAUAACUAGGAUUGGCAUAGAGGUACACCAGGAAGAGGAAGUGAAAAUACCUAGGUGGAAAUUGGAUAAAGCUGACUGGCAGACAUUUAAAGAAGUUAGUGAGAGUAAGUGUGUGGAAAUACUGAGUAGAGAUAUAACAGAUGUGGAGGAAAUGAAUAAUGUAGUAGUAGCAACCAUUAUACAAGCAGCAGAAGAAACAAUUCCAAAAAGUACAGGAAAUAAACAGGGAAAAAGUGUGCCGUGGUGGGAUGAGAGCUGUAGAAUAGCAGUUAAAAAAAGAAAUAAAGCAUUUAGGCAGCUUAAAGCUCAUCACACACUGGAAACUUUAAUUAGCUACAAAAAGGCACAAGCAGUAGUUAGGAAAACAAUAAGUCUAGUAGGUGGCGGUAAUGCACCUUUGAGAUUAGUUGCCAACCGCCAUUAAACCCGAAAGAAGAAGAAGAAGAAGACUCUUGUUUUUCGUCACACCAGGAUGCGGCUGCAACGGACCAUGGCUGAAGUUGAUCACCGGUAAACUUAAACUCAAAAUAGAAACAAAUAUAAAUAACAGAUACAACAUAACUAAUUUGUGUGCACUUCAAAUCAGUCACAAUGUAUUGUAAAUGUAAAUGUAAACUUAUGCAAACAUAACAAUAAAUAGAGAAUGAAUGAAUGAA